Messenger RNA from Neltuma alba, 4599 nucleotides. RefSeq lists its product as uncharacterized. Lineage: Eukaryota; Viridiplantae; Streptophyta; Magnoliopsida; Fabales; Fabaceae. The coding region runs from base 919 to 4140 and encodes 1073 amino acids. The transcript is spliced from 12 exons. The record is from RefSeq and is a predicted model, not a curated record. Gene Ontology annotation, molecular function: protein binding.
GAUUUUGGUUUUUAUAUUUAGCAAGUUAAUUCCAUCAAUUAUUUCGGAUUUGUUUUGAUUUUUGAUAUUCUAUGAACAAAAUAUUCUGGUUAAGGUCGGUGAUCGAGGCAAUGUUUCAAGCGGAUAGGUGUGUCAAAUAUAAUCGGGUUCGAAUGGUUUCACCGAAAUUUGGUCUGGUUUUCGAUAUAUGUUGUUUGCUGCAUCAUUUUCGACGUUUAUAGUCCUCACUUUGUGUCAAGUUUGCAUUUUCACUUGACCAGGCGCAGCUGGCAAGGAUUGGCGUUUCAAAUAAUGUUUUUCUUUCGAUGCUGUUUUUGUUUUGCUGAUUUAAAUCAUUUUGUAGUUCUUGUGGCGAAUAAUAUAAUGUGUCGGGUUGAAAAUAAUGAGUGAGUUUCCCGAUGGAAAGAUCAGGUAAGAGACUGCAGAUAGAUAUGGGAAUAUGAUAUUUGGCGCUUUUUAGGUCUUGCCUUUCAAACGAUAAUCUAUUAGCAAGUGGGAACUCAAUUUGCAUCUUAAACUUCCCGAAAGAUCUCGUUGCCUACGAACUGUUUUGGUAGUCAAUGACUGCUUUAACUUGUUUGUGCAUGCAAUAAGCAUGGUGGUGGUGGUGAUGUUGAUGGAGAGCUACUGAAGCAAAAACUUUUAUGACGGGCUAUCUGCCUUAUUGUUUUGAUUGCUAUAUUAGAAAACCGUUUUGAUGGACGGGGCCAAUAUCUGAUGGACUGCUGGGCUUGAGUAAUGUUUUAAGUAUUGGGGAGCAAUCUGUUGGAGAAAACAAUUAUACAGUGUCUAGCUUUUGGCGUAAUCAUAUAGUUGAUUGAGGCAUAUGACUGCAAAGCUGUUAGAUUUAGCUCUCAGACCUCACAUUAAAUAUUUUCCAAGAUAGCUUCUAUAUAUUUCGGGUGCAAUUCUGCAAGGAUGGAUAAAACUGUUUCUCCUCAAGCAUUGCGGACACCUGAUCGCAAAAUUUUAUCUGCUAAUUCACUGAAAGAUUUGUGGCUUGUUGUGCGAGAAGGAUCGCUAAAUGAUGUAGAGGCAGUCUUGGCAUUAUCAAAGAAGAAUGGAAUCAAUAUCAAUUCAAGGAAUAUAUUCGGGCUGACCCCUCUUCAUAUUGCCACUUGGAGGAACCACAUCCCCAUUGUCAGGAGGCUUCUUGCAGCUGGUGCAGACCCUGAUGCUCGAGAUGGAGAAUCAGGAUGGAGUAGCCUUCACAGGGCUUUGCAUUUUGGACAUCUUGCUGUGGCAGGCAUCCUUCUUCAGCAUGAUGCCUCUAUUACAAUGGAGGACUAUAAAUGUCGAGUACCUGUAGAUCUCUUAUCUGGCCCUGUGUUCCAGGCCUUUAGAAGUGAAUGCGAUUCAGUUUCUACUGAGGUCUUUAGUUGGGGAAGUGGCACAAAUUAUCAGCUUGGAACUGGAAAUGCGCACAUUCAAAAGUUACCAUGCAAAGUUGAUUCCCUUGGCGGUUCGUACAUAAAGUUGAUUUCUGCCGCAAAAUUCCACAGUGUGGCUGUUACAGCUGAUGGAGAAGUGUAUACCUGGGGAUUUGGAAGGGGUGGCCGUCUAGGACACCCGGAUUUUGACAUCCAUAGUGGUCAAGCUGCAGUCAUCACUCCCCAGCAGGUGACUUAUGGUCUGGGUGCUCGCCAAGUGAAGGUAAUUGCUGCCGCUAAGCAUCAUACUGUUGUUGCUACAGAAGGUGGUGAAGUGUUCACAUGGGGAUCCAAUAGAGAGGGACAGCUUGGCUACCCUUCUGUUGAUACCCAACCCACACCCCGUAGAGUGGCUUCUUUACGGUCCAAAAUUGUUGCUAUUGCUGCAGCAAACAAGCAUACUGCUGUAGUUUCUGAUUCAGGCGAAAUUUUUACCUGGGGUUGCAAUAGAGAGGGUCAGCUUGGUUAUGGCACCUCAAACUCCGCAUCUAAUUACACCCCUCGUGUAGUUGAAUACUUGAAGGGAAAGAAUUUAACUGGAGUUUCUGCCGCAAAAUAUCAUACAGUUGUGUUGGGAUCUGAUGGAGAGGUGUAUACUUGGGGUCAUCGCCUUGUUACUCCAAGACGAGUAGUCAUUACUAGGAACUUGAAAAAAAGUGGAAGCACUCUUUUGAAGUUUCACCGCAUGGAACGACUUCAUGUAAUUUCCAUAACUGCUGGAAUGGUGCAUAGCACUGCUCUUACAGAUGACGGUGCAUUGUUCUAUUGGGUCUCCUCGGAUCCUGAUCUUAAAUGCCAACAGCUAUAUGCUAUAUCUGGAAGAAACAUGGUGAGUAUAUCUGCUGGAAAGUACUGGACUGCAGCUGUUACGACUACUGGUGAUGUUUAUAUGUGGGAUGGGAAGGAAGGCAAGGAAAAGCCACCUGUUGUGACUCGGUUGCAUGGUGUGAAGAGGGCUACUUCAGUUUCAGUUGGUGAAACGCAUCUACUGAUUGUGGCUUCCCUCUAUCAUCCUGGCUAUCCUCUUGAUGUGACGAAGACUUCCCAGGAGCUCAAGUUGAAUCAUAAGGAUGAUGUAGAAGAGAUUACAGAAGAUAUUUUAUUUCAGGAUUUGGAAUCCGAUAAUAUGACUUACUGUAUACAAAAAGAUAAUUUUGGGAAGAGGAUUGUACCUAGUCUAAAAAGCCUCUGUGAAAAGGUCGUGGCAGAGUAUCUAGUGGAGCAUCGAAAUGCCAUCCAGUUUCUUGAGAUUGCUGAUGCUCUAGGAGCCAGUGAUUUGAAGAAAUAUUGUGAGGAGACUGUCAUUCGCAACCUUGAUUACAUCUUUACAGUUUCAUCGCAUUCUGUGAAAAAUGCAUCACUAGAUGUUCUGGCCAACCUUGAGACAUUGUUAGACCAGAGAUCAUCUGAACAAUGGAGUCACCGCCUACUCCCUACUGUAACUGCUCCUUUUCCUCCCACCAUAAACAGUGAAGAGGGUGAUAGUGACAUGGAUUUUAACAGGGCUCAUGACAAACCAAUGAAAUUGAAGUUGGAAAAAGAUCAAAGACUAGAUUCAUUUCUCCAGCCUAAGGAUGAUCCCAAUCAAGAAAACUCCAAAGUAGUUCGAGCUCUAAGGAAGAAGUUGCAGCAGAUUGAGGUGCUUGAAGCUAAGCAAUAUAAGGGUCAGCGCCUUGAUGACCAACAGAUUGCAAAGCUUCAGUCUAAGUCAGCUCUGGAGAGGUCACUUGCAGAGCUUGGUGUUCCAAUUGAAACUUCACGGUAUAAAGAGUUGUCUUCUCUGCAUUCAGAAGGGAAAGGUAAUAAAAAAGGUAAACUAUCAAGAAAACAGAGAAAGAACAGCACAUCAAGUGUGGUGCAGACCGAAGUGGAAUCUAUUUCUGCUGGAGCAGAAGUAAUAUCAGAACCUGCAAAGGACAUGUUGGGCAUUAAAAUCUUGGAUGCCUCUGAGAUAAAGGUGGAAGAAUCUACUUGUGAACAAACUACAGCCAAUGAAGGUGCAAUGGAUUCGGCUAUUGUGAUCCAGAAGAAAGACAAUUUAGCGUUGCCAAACAAGUGUCAGUCACUGAAAAAUUCCAAGAAGAAGGGCAAGAAAGGUGGUCUUUCUUUGUUUUUGAGUGGUGCCCUUGAUGAUGCCCCAAAAGAGGUGGCUUCCCCUCCACCAAUGCCGAGAAAUGAGGGUCCUGCAUGGGGUGGGGCCAAGUUUUUAAAGGGUUCUGCUUGUCUUCGCGAAAUUCAGGUUGAGCAGAGCAAAAUAAAGGAAAACAAGCCAGGUAAGAGCAAACACCAGGAGCAAGACCUCUCUGACAGUGGCAGUGGGGGGAAAAUAUCAUUAAGUUCAUUUCUUCCUUCCAGCCCAAUACCUUUUGCCUCAACUCGAAGUUCCCAGGUAUCUGAUGGAGAAAAAGGUACCCCCUCUUGGUCUGCGUCCAGAACCCCACCUCAUCUAUCUCGGCCAUCUUUAAGGGACAUUCAAAGGCAGCAGGGAAAAAUGCAUGAGAGCUUGUCCCGUAGUCCGCAGGCCAGAACAACUGGAUUUGCUGUUGGUGCAGGUCAAGGCUCGCCAUCUGAACCUCCAGGGAUGAACCGUUGGUUCAAGCCAGAGGCGGAGACAAUAUCCUCAAUCCGGUCUAUUCAGAUUGAGGAAAAGGCCAUGAAGGAUCUCAAGCGCCUCUACAGAAGCGUUAAGGUUGUUAAAAAUAAGUCUUGAGGGUUGAGCUAAGGCUAUUUCAUUUAUUUGUCGAGGCAGCAAGGCAUGAUCUUCUCUGUUCUCUUUUUUCUGCAACCCCUUCCGUGUUCUCUUCUCGGAAGUUCUCUUUUGCGGUCAUAGUCCAGUGACUAGAAAUUAGCCUGUACAUGUAGUUGCGCCGUAUAUUUUUUCUUGUUAUUCCCUUUUUUCAAAUCCAAUGUAGUUUCUAGCUUCGUAGCAUACUUAGGUCAUAACAAUCUAACAUCACAGUACUUUAUGACUGAGUUCACUACUUUGUACUCGUUUCUUACUCUCCGAAGUUUGGAGAAUGGCACGAGAAUUAUACGGUCCGUCAUGGGGAUAAACUGACCUGUCAUUUUUGGUAGCAUCAAUUUUACGUUUGUACUCGGUUGACAGAAGCACCUGCACUGUUAUGGAAAUCCCUUCUGUUUUAGCACGAGGGCUAAUGUUAUUUAUGCA